CCGCGGUUGCAAGAAAUGUUUAUAUAUCGAAACAAGCUGUAACUAUAGUAACCGUUAUUGUAUCACACUUGGAAGCUAUGAAAAGUAAAUACAUAGUCUACAGAACAAGUUUUUCGAAGUUAUUUUAGUAGAAUUCUUUCAAGAUCAAAAAAGUGUCCAGUCUUGUGGUAACGUGGUUAUGGAAGAAGAGGAAGAAAAAGUUGUUGUGGAAAAUGAUGCAGAAAUCAAUAUGAAACAUCCGGCACUAUCAGGGAUACCGCGACCCUUGUCCCACUCUGUGACCCGCCCUCCCUCCCGACCUGCCCCCUCUGCUCGUGUGAGGGCACUGGGAAAGGAAGACCUUGAUGAUGUCGACCAGAACACUGAAGAGGAGGAUGAAGAUGAAGAAGAAGAGGAAGAUGAUGAGGAUGAUCAAGGGAUUCAGGUUGAGGGAGCUUACGACCCUGCCGAUUUCGAGCACCUCCAAGUUUCCAGUGAGAUGAAGGAAAUUUUCCAAUUCAUAACUAGAUACACCCCUCAAAAUAUAGAUCUUGAUACUAAGCUGAGACCGUUCAUUCCUGAGUUUAUACCUGCUGUUGGUGACAUUGAUGCUUUUAUUAAGGUUCCUAGGCCUGAUGGAGUUCCUGACAAGCUUGGACUCACCGCAUUGGAUGAGCCUUGUGCCAAGCAGUCUGAUCCGACCGUUCUUGACUUGCAGCUGAGGGCCAUUUCAAAAGAAACUACUUCCAAAUCUGUGGCUGUGAAAUGCUUGGAAAACGCUGAUAAGCGCCCCAAAGAAAUUGAUGCCUGGAUUGACAGCAUAUCCAAUCUGCACAGAUCUAAACCUCCACCUACAGUUCAUUACUCCAGAAAUAUGCCCGACAUUGAUACAUUGAUGCAAGAGUGGCCUCCAGAGUUUGAAGAAACUUUAAAUCAAGUUGGCUUGCCAUCUGCUGAUUUGGAUUGCUCUCUCGAGGAAUAUGUGGAUUUGAUUUGUGGUAUAAUGGAUAUCCCAGUUCACCGUUCAAAAAUCCAGUCCCUUCAUGUUCUAUUUACACUCUUUUUGGAGUUCCGAAAUUCACAGCACUUCCGGUCUCUGGCGAUGAACAACGAACUAGACAAUGCCAUGAAAAAUGAAAUCCACAUCAAUGGCACAGACCAACUCAUCUUAAGGGAUUGAAUUUCGGUCAUCUCUUUCUGCCUACAACUCAGCGCUACUCAGGUGGUAUGAUACAGUUCAGUGUUAAUGAUCGUGUAAUUGAGAUUUACAAAAAUAAAUGAGGUUUCCUAGUCAUUUAAAAUUCUUUUUAGU
Messenger RNA from Uloborus diversus, 1291 nucleotides. It is a transcript of the gene IFT46, whose product is annotated as intraflagellar transport protein 46 homolog. Gene Ontology annotation, cellular component: motile cilium; intraciliary transport particle B; centrosome. NCBI's taxonomy places the organism in Eukaryota, Metazoa, Arthropoda, Arachnida, Araneae, Uloboridae. Bases 179 to 1159 code for a protein of 326 amino acids. The transcript has 11 exons. Gene Ontology annotation, biological process: intraciliary transport; cilium assembly. The record is from RefSeq and is a predicted model, not a curated record.